Silurus meridionalis is the source of this 972-nucleotide messenger RNA. RefSeq lists its product as uncharacterized. NCBI's taxonomy places the organism in Eukaryota, Metazoa, Chordata, Actinopteri, Siluriformes, Siluridae. The transcript is spliced from 10 exons. Bases 63 to 728 code for a protein of 221 amino acids. The record is from RefSeq and is a predicted model, not a curated record.
UCUCAACUGGUAUUGAUUUCUAUAAAAAUGAUUCAAUCAUCCAGAAUCAGACUACAGGAGUGAUGACCAUCAGCAGUGUGUCAAAGUCAGAUGAAGGUUUCUACCACUGUAAACAUCCAGAGAGAGGAGAGUCACUGAAAAGCUGGAUUUCAGUCAGAUAUUCACCUUCUUCAGCUACUGGUGUAAUUAUAGGACUGAGUUUGACUUUCACAUUUGUCAUCAUAAUGAUCGUAAUUAUCAUGUUGUUUUACCACAAAAAGAAAAAAGAUGCAGCAUAUCAGACUCCUUCUACAAUAAAUCAGGACACCACUCAGCCUCCAGCUGAUGAUAACGUUUAUGAAAUUGCUGAUGUAGCAGCCACAGAUGUUUCUGCAUCUGGAACCAGCUCACAGGCUCUCACUAGAAACCAGAAACAAACCAAUGCUGGUGCAGGACCAAGUGAUGUGAUUUAUGCUGACAUUGAAUUGAAAAACCAAAAGAAACCAAAGAUGAAACAAGGAAAGAGCAGUAAGGGAGAUGAUACUGUGUACUCAGAACUGAAGCAAAACACAGAUGAAGAUGCUGCUGCUGGACCGAGUGAUGUGACUUAUGCUAAAAUUGACCUAAAAAAACUAAAGAAACCCAAGAAAAAACAAGGAAAGAACAACGAGGGAUCUGACACUUUGUACUCAGAGCUGAAGAAGAACAUAGAUAAAGAAGAUGAAAAUGUUAAGCCAAAAUAUCUCUGAGCCGCUCUGGUGGUUGUACUGCUCCAGACCCUUCACACAGAGGACGAGUUUAGCAAUUGCUAAGUUACGUGUCAGUUUUUAGACUAAAUGUGUUUUCAUCUUUCAGUAUAAUUACAGUGCAAAAGAUUUAAUUAAUUUUACAAAUGCACUUAAAUGUGCUCAGUAAUUAAUGGUGCAAUAAUUAACAUAAUCGUUAAUAAAAUAUGUGGAAUUUGGCAGGAACAUUUAGUUGUUUGAUUUACAG